Messenger RNA from Monoraphidium neglectum, 285 nucleotides. RefSeq lists its product as hypothetical. The coding region runs from base 1 to 285 and encodes 94 amino acids. NCBI's taxonomy places the organism in Eukaryota, Viridiplantae, Chlorophyta, Chlorophyceae, Sphaeropleales, Selenastraceae. The record is from RefSeq and is a predicted model, not a curated record. The transcript is spliced from 3 exons. Gene Ontology annotation, cellular component: peroxisome.
AUGGGGGUCUCUGUGCGGCUGGUGUUGCGCGAGUACGGCGGCAGCGACCCCGCAGCCGUGGCAAGCGUCAAGGUGCGCUUCUCCAAGCACGUUUUCCCAGGGGACACCCUGCAGGUCGCCAUGUGGGCGCUGCCCGAAUCCGACACGGUGGUGUUUGAGACGAAGAUCAAGGGGCGCGAGGGCGCGGCCAUCAGCAACGCCGCGGUGGCCUUCCGUCGGGGGCGGAUGGUGCGGCGGCGGCAAGGGACGAUGGGCGGCGGUGGGGGGGUGGCGUCCAAGCUUUGA